AUGAAGGUGCCUCCUACUGUAAAAGAAGGAACAACGAGUGAAUCCUCACCAAAAGUUUCUCCUGGCGAAGAAGAAAAAGAAACAAGGGAAAUCUCAGAAAUGAUGUCUCUUUCAUCUUCUGAAAAAUCUAUUGAACUUUCUUCCCAAGAAGCACAUGUCUGUGAUACUAAAAUCACAUUUACGGAUAACGAUCUUCUAUUUGGUGAAACACUACACAAUCGUCCUUUGUAUAUGGUGGGUCAUGUGCUAGAGAAGAAGAUAAAUAGAAUCUUAAUAGAUGAAGGAUCUGGAGUCAACAUUUUGCCUGUCCACACAAUGAAGGAACUUGGCAUCACGACUGGGGAACUUAGUGAAAGUCGUCUGUUGAUACAAGGAUUUAAUCAAGGUGGGCAGAGGUCCAUAGGCUCUAUUAAAUUAGAGAUCCACAUGGGAGAUUUGCGAUCAAGCGCAUGGAUGCAUGUGAUUGACGCAAAGACAUCAUACAACAUAUUACUUGGCAGGCCUUGGGUACAUGAGAAUAGAAUUGUCUCAUCUUCUUACUAUCAAUGUUUGAAAUAUCUUGAAGGUGGAAUUGAAAGAAAGAUAGUUGCAGAUGAUAAUCCUUUCACCGAAGUGGAGACACACUUUGCGGAUGCGAAAUUCUAUAUGAGAAGUUAUGUUGUUAAAGGGGUCAAAUCCAAUGACGUCAAAUCAAUCAAGAUUGAUAAUAUCGUAAGUAAAAGAAUUGACGCAGCUAUCAAAAAGGGAAGAUCCUGUCUUCAAAGAAGAAGCAGAAUUCUAGGCUUUGCUAUGUUCGAAAAGAGAAGAAAAAAACAAGAUCAACCAUCUAACCUUGAAGAAAAUGCAUUAAGAGGGCUAAAUUUUCCUAUCAGACGGAUUGAUGCAAUAAACUUGUCUGCAAAGUUGCCAGAAAAGUCAGUCGCUCAAGAUCAAGUGCUACAUAUGGCUCUCCCUACAAAGAGCACAAGAGAAGGUUUUGAUCCCAAUGCUUACAAGUUAGUUGUGAAGGCAGGAUACAACCCUAGCGAGCCAUCAGCGCUAGGGAAACUCCCAUCAGAAGAUACAACUAGGAAAGCGCGUGAAGGCCUAGGUUAUAGCCAACCGCCACCAAUUCGCAUUUCCAUAAGAAGGGCCAAUAAUAAUCAUAUAACUUUUGAAGAUGACGUCACUGCUCCCAAUAAAAGGCCUUCUGUCUUUGAUCGACUUGGUGAAGCGACAACAAGAAAUUCUGUGUUUAAGAGGUUAGGUCCUCUGAUGAAGAAUAACAAGAACCUGAGAAGUUAUUUGAAAGUUACAAAGCCUACUUCACAUUUGAUUCGAAAAGAUUUCAGAAAUUUGAUUCCUUCUAGGAUGAGGCAACGAGUGGAACUUAUGGUUUCCUGUAAAGAGGAACUCAAGGCGAAGGUUCAUACUGUGGCUUACACCAAAGAGAGCGAGGAAGAUGAAGAAAGUGUAGUCAAUGACAAUGAUCCUGUGGAAGAGGAAGAUGCUAAAGAUGCUCCACCAGAACUUGAAGAAGGAGUAAAGAUUACAAUAGAUCCUUUGAAGGAAGUUAACCUUGGCACUGAUAAAGAUCCGAAGCCAACUUACUUGAGUGUGUUUCUAGAAAUUGAUGAAGAAGUCGCUUACAAGAAUAUACUCAAAGAAUAUAGAGAUGUAUUCGUUUGGAGUUACAAAGAAAUGCCUGGAUUGAAUCCUAGAGUAGCGGUCCAUCAAUUGGCAGUCAAAAAUGGUUCUCAUCCAGUUAAACAAGCUCAAAGAUGUUUUAGACCAGACUUGAUUCCGUUGAUAGAAAAUGAAGAUAACAAACUCAUUGAGGCAGGCUUUAUUCGUGAGGUCAAAUAUCCUACGUGGAUUUCAAGUAUUGUUCCUGUGAGGAAGAAGAAUGGUCAAAUUCGAGUUUGCGUUGACUUUAGAGAUCUCAAUAAUGCAUGCCCUAAAGAUGAGUUUCCUCUUCCCAUUCAAGAGUUGAUGAUUGAUGCCACCACUGGUUAUGAGGCAAGGUCGUUCAUGGAUAGUUAUUCUAGAUAUAAUCAAAUUCGCAUGUCACAAAAAGAUGAAGAACUCACUGCAUUUCGCACGCCAAAAGGUAUUUAUUGCUACAAAGUGAUGCCAUUUGGUUUAGAGAAUGAUGGCGCCACAUAUCAAAGGGCUAUGCAAAAUAUCUUUGACGACUUGCUCCAUAAAAAUGUUGAAUGUUAUGUUGAUGUGAUCAUUUGA
This is a messenger RNA of Solanum pennellii, 2220 nucleotides long. RefSeq lists its product as uncharacterized. NCBI's taxonomy places the organism in Eukaryota, Viridiplantae, Streptophyta, Magnoliopsida, Solanales, Solanaceae. The record is from RefSeq and is a predicted model, not a curated record. The coding region runs from base 1 to 2220 and encodes 739 amino acids. The transcript is spliced from 3 exons.